Molecule: messenger RNA, 3042 nt
Organism: Cicer arietinum (chickpea)
Lineage: Eukaryota; Viridiplantae; Streptophyta; Magnoliopsida; Fabales; Fabaceae
Product: AT-rich interactive domain-containing protein 4-like
Molecular function (GO): DNA binding
Source: RefSeq, a predicted model, not a curated record
CAUCAACAUGAAAAGAAAAAGAAAAAAAAACCCGCAUCGCUUUCCGAAUCCUCAUGUUCUUCUUUCUUCAAUCUUCAUCUUCAAAUCCCAAUUCACACAUCGCGUUAGGGUUUUCACUUUUUCAUACUUCAAAUUUUCCCUUCACCAUCACAACCACCACUUUCCCCUCAAUCAUAAAUCCAACGAUGCAACGCAACUUCUCAAUUCCUCCAUAGUUUAACCGUAACGGUGUUUUCCUCAUCGGAGAAUACUUCGGAACUUAACCUCAUCGGUUUCUAACUACAUCUUAAACGAUGUUGCAGUUUCAUCCUCAAGGUUCUUCUAAACAAACUUGUACUCUUCUCACUGUUACUUCUGCAACACGUUGUGCUGAGCAGAAGCAUCCACAGAAUCAUCACAACUUCCCUUUUCCUGAGUUGGUUUCUUCAGGGCGUCUUGAGGUUCAAACUCUAUGCAAUCCGGAAAAGGAACAGUUUUGUAAAGUUCUUGAAUCGUAUCAGCCGAGUAUUGUUUACUUACAAGGAGAGCAGUUAGUGAAUGAGGAAGUUGGUUCAGUGGUUUGGCAAGGUGUGGAAUUAUCCACCCCUGAAGAUAUAUCAGAGCUCUUCGGUACCAGUUUGCCGACUGCGGUUUACUUAGAAAUCCCAAAUGGAGAAAGUUUUGCAGAGGCCCUUCAUCUUAAGGGAAUCCCAUAUGUUGUAUUUUGGAAGAAUGCCUUUUCUCGAUAUGCUGCCUGCCAUUUUCGUCAAGCAUUUUUUUCAGUGGUGCAGAGCUCAUCUACACAUACAUGGGAUGCUUUCCACCUUGCACAUGCCUCUUUCGAACUUUACUGUGUUCAAAAUAAUCAAGUACUUCCUACUGAUAGCAAUGAUGCUGAUAGUGAUAUGGGGCCACACCUUCUUGGUGACUGUCUCAAAAUCCAUAUUGACCCUCCAGAGAUGGGUGAAGAAGAAGAAGAUGAUGACGAUGAUGAAAGUUCCUCAGGCAGUCUUCCUUCUAUACAAAUACAUGACGAUGAAGUGAACUUGAGAUUUCUAAUCUGUGGUGAACCUUCCACAGUUGAUGAAUCAUUGCUAAGAUCUUUGGAGGAUGGACUCAGAGCUCUUUUAACUAUUGAAAUACGUGGUUGCAAGCUCCAUGGCAAGUAUAGUGCCCCUCCACCACCUCUUCAGGCAGCUGCUUUUUCUCGCGGAGUUGUGACCAUGCGAUGUGAUAUAUCAACCUGCAGUUCUGCACAUAUCUCACUUCUAGUGUCUGGCAGUGCACAAGCCUGUUUUAAUGAUCAGCUCUUGGAGAAUCAUAUAAAAAAUGAGAUAAUUGAGAAGGGUCAAAUAGUUCAUGCACAACUCAGCGAAGCAAACAAACAGACUAUCUCUGAACCUCGUAGAUCUGCUUCAAUAGCAUGUGGAGCAACUAUUUUUGAAAUUAGCAUGAAGCUUCCCCAAUGGGCUUUGCAGAUUUUGAGACAACUAGCACCUGAUGUUUCUUAUCGAAGUUUAGUUGCACUUGGCAUUGCUAGUAUUCAAGGGUUGCCUGUAGCUUCUUUUGAGAAAGAUGACGCUGAGCGCUUACUUUUCUUCUAUCAAAGCUCUGAGAAAGAUGGCUGUGCAAACCACAACAUAGUUUUCAGCAGGCCCCCCAUUUGGUUGAAACCUCCCCCUCCAACAAGAAAGAGGAGUGAAUCCAGCCAAGGGGCUAGUCCUGACAUAGAUGAUGGUGUCUUUUCAGGGCAGGGUGCUAUUAAAAAAGUAGAUGAAGAGGAAAAGGAUAGGAAAAUGGUGAAUGGGAUUAGCACACCAUUAACUCCAGCUAGGCAGAGAUUAAAAGUAUCUGCAAUGAGGCCAAUUCCUCAGGUCCGUCGCCAUAGAAUGACACCUUUUUGUGGACCUUCUGAGAUGGAUGGUUUUGGUGGUGCCCAUGUUGAGGCUAGUGUGCCACUUGUCCCUAUGAAGCGUAGUAGUAUCGCAUCAUCAUCUGCAACACAGAGAAAAUCAUUUUCGAGCUCAGCUCUGUCUAAGCAAGUUAUUUCAUUGAAUCCAUUGCCGUUGAAAAAACACGGUUGUAGCAGAGGCCCAGUACAGACUUGCUCUGAGGAGGAAUUUCUUAAAGAUGUCAUGGAGUUUCUGAUUCUCCGGGGGCAUAGCCGGCUGAUUCCCCAAGGAGGGCUUUCUGAGUUCCCUGACGCCAUUCUGAAUGGAAAACGCCUUGAUCUCUACAACUUAUAUAAAGAGGUGGUUACAAGAGGAGGAUUUCAUGUUGGCAAUGGCAUCAACUGGAAGGGACAAAUCUUUUCAAAGAUGGGCAAUUACACAUCAACAAAUAGAAUGACUGGAGUUGGAAAUACACUCAAGAGACAUUAUGAAACCUACCUUUUAGAAUAUGAAUUAGCACAUGAUGAUGUGGAUGGAGAAUGCUGCUUGUUGUGUCACAGUAGUGCUGCUGGGGAUUGGGUGAAUUGUGGUAUAUGUGGUGAGUGGGCCCAUUUCGGCUGUGACAGAAGGCAGGGUCUUGGCGCAUUUAAGGAUUAUGCAAAAACAGAUGGGCUGGAAUAUAUAUGUCCUCAUUGUAGUAUUACAAAUUUCAAGAAAAAACAAAGUGUUGCUAAUGGGUAUUCUCAAGGGUCAAUGUCAUCACGACCUUUUUAAUAAACUUUCCUCCACCCCCUUAUUGAAUAGGGGUCAACUAGAUUGUCCCUUUUGUUGAUUUAUUUGUAAUCACUAUGUUUUAGAUAGAUUAGUGAAAUAUAGGAUUAAAAAAAAUGAGAAUUAGGGUUAAUUGACACAGAUGUUAGUAGGAGUAGGCUUGCCUCAACCUCUUCCACCUUUGUUCUUGAUUAAGAGGGACAAAAUUUCCAAAUUCAGAUUAUGGAACUCCUUACCAGUUUCAACUCCAUCAAGCUCUCCAUCAUGAGCAGUGACUUGAAGUUUACUUUAUUCCCACUAUCCUACUGUAUUGAAAGGAAAAUGUAUAGUCUUAGGCACUGACCAUGUUUAUAUGAUUCAAUUUAAUUUAAUAGAUCACUUUUAAGUCUUUUCUAUUUCA